AUGAGAAGGUUGAUGCUCGUCGCCGCCGCUAACCAAAAUGUCACCACCACCACCACCGAUGCCAGCCCUGUCCUAAUUUCCGUCUACGAUUUCACCAUCACAUCUCUCGUCCUCGCUCUAUUUUUCCUCUCCACCGUCUCUCUCUUCUUCAUUUUCCAUCUCCGAUUCAAAUCCCAAAAUACCCAUCACCUCCAAAAUUUCAACACCCUCUGGACCCUCCGUCUCCUCCUUGUCUCAUUCGUCACGCUUUGGACUGUAAAUGAAGCCCUACACUUGCCUUUCUUCCAUCGUCGAUUCAUUUAUCCCUUUUUUCCCACACUAAACUUGUCUCAACAGGUUAAAAUGUGCAAAAUCCACGUCCUUCUCUCCUUAGGCUUCUUCGAACCCGGUUUCCUAAUAACCCUUCUCUUCCUAAUCCUCUUAUCCAUCAAACAGAGAACCCAAUCCGAUACUCGGGUUAUUACUCUAAUCAUGUUCAUCUGUUUUCCUUUACUAACCCUACAAACCAUCUCCUUAUUCUUCACGCCUUUCAUACCCGGGAUUAUUCUUCGGAGUUUUGACCAUAAGACGAACCUCUGUUCGUAUCCUCUGUUGAGCACGAUCGUGUUCGGAGCGUUUGGGGCGGUUUACACGAUCGUGUUGUUGCUGUCUUGUCAAAGACUCAUCAAUUUGGUGAUUAAUAAAGGAACCAGGGUUCGGAUUCGUCUUCUGACUGCAGCUGUGGCGUCGUCGAUCCCGUUGCAGAUUUUGUUUCUUACAUUGUCUUCGUUUUGGAGUCCAGGGACGGUGGAAUACGGCGGCGUUAUGUUGGGGAUGUUUCUUUGUGCGGCGGCGUGCGCGGUGGCGGCGCAAGGUAUUUUGGUCAUUAAGCCAAUUGUAGAUGCCUUGACAAGCGGGGAUAAUAAUAAUAAUAAUAAUAUUUACGUGGAUAUCCCAAACCUCGACCUCCCUGAGGUCCUAGAUGAUUGGAGCUCUCCUGGUUAA
Molecule: messenger RNA, 984 nt
Organism: Impatiens glandulifera
Lineage: Eukaryota; Viridiplantae; Streptophyta; Magnoliopsida; Ericales; Balsaminaceae
Exons: 1
Coding region: 1-984 (327 amino acids)
Source: RefSeq, a predicted model, not a curated record